GGGCGGGGCCGACAAGGGGAAGGGGUGGGGCCUGAUCGGGGGCGGGGCCAUCGAUGGCAGGCGCGCGCAGAGAUCGCCGAGCUGUCGAGCAGAGGCCGCCUUCUGGAACCUCAGAGCUGGGCACCAUCUGCAUUCUGAGGACGAUCUGGGGAUCUGUUUUUUUGACCAUCUGUUCUCGUUCAAUCACGUGAAGCCUGGUGGGACACUGCGAUGGCUCAGAUGACUGAUGCUCAUCGACGGUUCUUGCAGGUUCUGAUGUCCAAGGGGAUAACAGAAGGAUCAGAGGCCAGGAAAUUACACCACCACUGCUGUGAAACUGAUAAAGUUUACUAUGCACACGAUAAACUGGACGAUUUCAUCAGCACUAUUAACAGGCACCUGCAGCCUUUGUUUAUGCAGGUCCGGAAAGGAAUGUCAGAAGAGGAUGGGAGAGCCCAUUAUGCUGUAGUGAAUUUGGCAGAAACUGAAAUAACUAAAAUGGCAUCUGACUAUACGGAAAUUGAAUUAGAGUUGUUCAGAAAAACAAUGGACCUAAUAAUUUUAUCAGAAAAUGGCUUUGCCUCAUCUACAGAUAUUUUAAACUUGGCUGACAAACUUAAGACAAAGAAAAUGAAGAAAAAGGAAGCAGAACAAGUGCUGAAAGUUUUUGUGGAGGAUAAGUGGCUCUCUGAGAAAAAUGGAGAAUAUACUCUGCAUACUCGUUGCAUAAUUGAAAUGGAACAGUACAUUCUCAGCAACUACCAGGACGUGGCAAGGAAAUGUAACAUCUGUCGCAGCCUCGCAGUCCAGGACAGGUUAGAAAGAUUUUUUUUAAUCAUCACUCCUGGAUUUCAGAGCCAAGUAUGUGAAUCCUGUGGAAUUGGAAUGCAUUUACCUUGUGUCAGAAAGUACUUCAAAGCUCAGACUGAACCCCGUUGUCCGAAGUGUAAUGAAUACUGGUCUUGUGACAUCCCAGGUAUGAGUCGGAUGACCUCCCAGUCACCAUAGAGCUCCAUUCUCAGCCCUAGGUGAUGCCAGUAGAACUUGCUGUCAGUGACAGCUGUUUUCACUCACUCUGGCAGAACAGCCAGACUGUGUUGUAUUCAUUAGUAACAGUGGCCAGUGUACUUAUUUUCUGAAGUUCUAAGAAUCUUAUAAUAAAACUAUUGUUGACCUUCCUGUUCUCCUUCACA
Messenger RNA from Neopelma chrysocephalum (saffron-crested tyrant-manakin), 1172 nucleotides. It is a transcript of the gene NSMCE1, whose product is annotated as NSE1 homolog, SMC5-SMC6 complex component. Bases 211 to 987 code for a protein of 258 amino acids. The transcript is spliced from 9 exons. The record is from RefSeq and is a predicted model, not a curated record. NCBI's taxonomy places the organism in Eukaryota, Metazoa, Chordata, Aves, Passeriformes, Pipridae. Gene Ontology annotation, cellular component: Smc5-Smc6 complex; nucleus. Gene Ontology annotation, molecular function: ubiquitin-protein transferase activity. Gene Ontology annotation, biological process: DNA damage tolerance; double-strand break repair via homologous recombination.